CUUGACCAAGUACAGCACCAUACCAAGUCCAAGAACCAAAUAUUCAAAACUAACCCCACCCGAUAUAUAAAGUCGAUGCACACUAAACAAUCAUAAUCAUUCAUGUAAAUUGAGAAGUCGCAAUGGAUUUUCACCAGUUCUUCGACUUCCUUGUGAUCCUCAAGGAAUCCAUCAAACUUCUUGCCAAAAACCUAAAACUCACUCUCUUCAUUCAUCGUCUUCGACUUCUCCUCCCUCUCCCUCGCGCGCGACAUGCUCGCGAAGGAAUCCUUAAUCCCGAUAUCAUCCUCUAACAGCGCCGAAUUCACUACCCACCUCUCCCGCAUCAAUCACAACUUCCCCUAUCUCCUAGCUGUCUACGUUGUUUUCGUGCUUUCUUACCUCAUCAUCACGCUCACCUCCACAGUAGCCAUAAUCAUAGUAUCCUCCGAAUCUUACUACAACAAGAGCUUAUCCUUAACCGAGCUGUCUUCAAGAAUAGCCAAGGUUAUAGGCUACGUCUUCUUCGCGAUAUCAUGGGCCUCCCCAUUUCUCGCAUCGUCCAGCAUGUCCAUGCUGGGAGCUGCUGUCUUGCUCUGGGCCGGUGCUUAUGGUUUCUAUCUGUAUCUGUGCAGUGUUUGGAUACUGAGUUUGGUGGUGUCUGUGGUUGAUGAAGACAGGAGUUGUGGGGUUGAGGCGUUGGGGAGAUCUGCAGUGGUAAUGAAGGGACAGAGAGUGAGUGCAUUUUUGGUGAAUGUUGUGUGCGGUCUGAUUACUUUAGGUGUGUUUUUCGGUUCGAGGAUGACGAGGGGUGAGAAGAUUUGCGGGUUGGUGUUGGUGAAUGGUUCUUGUUUUGUGAAGAUUUUCACGUUUGUGGCGUACACGGUUUUGUAUUGUCGGGGGAAGGGAAGUGGGGGUCAGGAGAUUGAGUUGAAUCGGAGUGAUGUUGAGUAUGCCAAACUGGGCAUUACUCCACUUGUUAAUAAUACGGGUUGAGAGGUUGUGAGUUGUAAUUCAAUAUAUAGGUAUUUAGUUUAUUUUUAAUAGUAGUAUUUAUUUAUUUUGAUAUUAUUGAUUUAUUUGUUUUGAAGUUGUUGAUUGAUUUAUAAUUAUUGAUGUAUUGAGUAUUGAAUAUUGUAAUU
Messenger RNA from Sesamum indicum (sesame), 1121 nucleotides. Lineage: Eukaryota; Viridiplantae; Streptophyta; Magnoliopsida; Lamiales; Pedaliaceae. The record is from RefSeq and is a predicted model, not a curated record.